Molecule: messenger RNA, 1887 nt
Organism: Indicator indicator
Lineage: Eukaryota; Metazoa; Chordata; Aves; Piciformes; Indicatoridae
Gene: EYA1
Product: EYA transcriptional coactivator and phosphatase 1
Exons: 18
Coding region: 1-1887 (628 amino acids)
Biological process (GO): cell differentiation; negative regulation of extrinsic apoptotic signaling pathway in absence of ligand; multicellular organism development
Cellular component (GO): nucleus
Molecular function (GO): protein tyrosine phosphatase activity
Source: RefSeq, a predicted model, not a curated record
AUGGAAAUGCAGGAUCUAGCCAGUCCACACAGCCGACUCAGUGGUAGCAGUGAAUCCCCCAGUGGUCCAAAGCUUGAUAACUCUCACAUAAACCACAGUUCCAUGACACCCAAUGGCACAGAAGGUGACAUCACCCUCCUCUGUACUGCAGACUGGCUUGUUUCAUGUUUUCCUGUAUCUUCAGCACUUUUAUGUUUAGUAAACAUUAAAACAGAGCCAAUGAGCAGCAGUGAGAUUGCUGUUACUACUACCACGACAGACGGGUCUUUAGACAAUUUCUCAGGAUCAGCAAUUGGAAGCAGUGGUUUCAGCCCAAGACAAACACAUCAGUUCUCCCCACCACAGAUUUACCCUUCCAAACCAUACCCACAUAUUCUUCCUACCCCCUCUUCACAAACGAUGGCGGUGUACGGGCAGACACAGUUUACAACUGGGAUGCAACAAGCUACAGCUUAUGCCACUUACCCCCAGCCUGGCCAGCCCUAUGGAAUUCCUUCAUACGAUCUGCUAUCACUAACUGAUUUAGGUGCAUUGUGGGCAGGCAUCAAGACAGAAGGUGGAUUGGCACAGUCACAGACUCCUGGACAGACAGGAUUUCUAAGCUAUGGUGCCAGCUUUAGCACACCUCAACCUGGACAGGCUCCCUAUAGCUACCAGAUGCAAGGCAGCAGUUUUACAACAUCAUCAGGAAUAUAUGCAGGAAAUAAUUCACUCACAAAUUCUACUGGAUUUAAUAGCUCACAGCAGGAGUACCCCUCUUACCCCGGCUUCGGCCAGGGCCAGUACGCACAGUACUACAACAGCUCUCCGUACCCUGCACACUACAUGAACAGCAGCACCAGCCCUACCACGCCCUCCACCAAUGCCACAUAUCAGCUCCAGGAGCCACCAUCUGGCAUCGCCAGCCAGGCAGUCACAGAUCCUGCAGCAGCAGAAUACAGUACAAUCCACAGUCCAUCGACACCCAUUAAAGAUUCAGAUUCAGACAGAUUGCGGCGUAGCUCAGAUGGGAAAGUGCGUGGACGUGGCAGAAGAAACAACAACCCUUCACCACCACCUGACUCUGAUCUAGAGAGAGUAUUCAUUUGGGAUUUGGAUGAGACAAUCAUCAUUUUCCAUUCCUUGCUUACAGGGUCCUAUGCUAACAGAUAUGGAAGGGAUCCACCCACUUCUGUGUCUCUUGGGCUCCGAAUGGAAGAGAUGAUUUUCAAUCUGGCGGACACGCAUCUGUUCUUUAACGAUUUAGAAGAAUGCGACCAGGUUCACAUUGACGACGUGUCAUCAGAUGACAACGGGCAGGAUCUAAGCACCUACAACUUCGGGACCGACGGCUUCCCUGCGGCGGCCACCAGCGCCAACCUGUGCCUGGCGACAGGGGUGCGCGGCGGUGUGGACUGGAUGCGGAAGUUGGCCUUCCGCUACCGACGGGUCAAGGAGAUCUACAACACCUACAAGAACAAUGUUGGAGGUCUUCUUGGUCCAGCAAAAAGAGAGGCUUGGCUACAACUAAGAGCAGAAAUCGAAGCUUUGACAGAUUCUUGGUUAACACUUGCACUGAAAGCACUCACCCUCAUUCAUUCAAGGACAAACUGUGUGAACAUUCUUGUAACAACUACUCAGCUAAUUCCAGCUCUGGCCAAAGUCUUGUUGUAUGGAUUAGGGGUUGUAUUUCCCAUAGAGAAUAUUUACAGUGCAACUAAAAUAGGAAAGGAAAGUUGUUUUGAGCGAAUAAUUCAAAGAUUUGGAAGAAAAGUGGUGUAUGUGGUUAUAGGGGAUGGCGUCGAGGAGGAGCAAGGCGCAAAAAAGCAUGCAAUGCCAUUUUGGAGGAUCUCGAGCCACUCUGACCUUAUGGCCCUGCACCAUGCCUUGGAACUGGAGUACUUGUAG